Messenger RNA from Podarcis muralis (Common wall lizard), 2364 nucleotides. It is a transcript of the gene SNAPC2, whose product is annotated as small nuclear RNA activating complex polypeptide 2. Lineage: Eukaryota; Metazoa; Chordata; Lepidosauria; Squamata; Lacertidae. Gene Ontology annotation, biological process: snRNA transcription. Gene Ontology annotation, molecular function: RNA polymerase II general transcription initiation factor activity. The record is from RefSeq and is a predicted model, not a curated record. Gene Ontology annotation, cellular component: nuclear body.
AUCCGAUUGCGACAACCUGGAAGCAACGGCUUUUCGCAAACUAGGCGGCGUUAUGUUUGAGGACUGAGGACUACCGGAAGGUAACGAGCAGCGUUGUAUCGCCUUAGAAGCCAGGAACGGGUGGCUAGAGCGCCAUGAAGCCGCCUUCCAGGCAGCGUUCAGCCCCUGCUCGCUACAGGACGGCCCCCACGAGCCAGGCUUGGACGGACCCAGAAAAGCGACGCCUUCUUCGGGCCUUGAGAGCUCACGGCCAGGGUCCGCUGCGGCCCGAGCUGUUGAAGAAGUACCUGCCUUCGAGGGAUGAAGAAGAGAUCAUGGCAUUUGUGGAGCACCUGAAAGAGCGUGUGGCAAAGGAAGCAGUCAAGGAACAAUAUCAGUAUCGCCAGCGUAAACAGAAGGAUGCUCCUAUUCCAGCACCUAUUGAGAUAUGGACAGAGUUAGCUGAGAAAUUGACAGGUCCCCUUGAGGAUGCUGUGGCAACUGCUUUUUCCCAGGUUUGGACAAUUGCAUCUACUGAGCCACUCACCUUGCUCCAUUCUGUGCCUCCAAAGUCAGUGGUGAUAAAGGAUUCUCAAUGUUCAUCCCAAAAUCUUCAUAGUGAGAGUAGGAAAUCCGAUGAAGAAUCUCAUGAACCAACUGUAUCAUCAAAUGUAGAGGAAAUAGCCCCUGCAGAAAACAGUGGGUUCCAUGUGGACUUUGAAAAGAUCUACAAGUACCUUUCUGUGAUCUCACGUGGCUGUAAGGCACCUGAACUCCCACCAUGUGAGUCAGCUGUGGUCCUAGAUUUGCUAUUGUCACUGCCAGAAGAGCUGGGCUUUCUGGACUUUAAGAAGCUGAAGAGUCACAUGCACAAAUGUUACACAGAGUUGAACACCCACUACACAGGUGAAAGAAGCAGAAUAAAAGAGGGCAACCAGCCUGUAAACAAUAAUGGGGAGCUAUUUCCGCAUGUGCAGCCAGCUACUAGUGGCUUACCACAACAGGAGGAGAGUAGUAGUUCACCUACAACUUCCAAAGAUGAUGCAACUUCUGCCUCUGCCAUGGACUGGAAGACUCUGGGUAUCUGCCCUUUGAAUCCAUUCUUGUUUCCUUUAGCUAUCCUUGCACGUAAAGAAGAAAGCUUUGACUGAGGGAACUGGAUUCUGUGCUGCCCAGUAAUGAACUAUGUCCUCUCAUAACAUGUGUGGGAAGACUAAACAAGCUUGCUGAGCUUUCCUUAGCCAUGAUCCCCCUCAUCGUAGCAUGGGGGUUAAGCAGCCUGACCUGCUCUUUUACACCUUGGCUCAUGAGUAUGAUACUUGUUUUGUAUUACACUGAAGUCUGGUCUUACUACUCCAUGACAGCUGCUAGAUCUUAUUUGGCCAGUUGCUAUGUAGCAGCUCAGAGAUGGCCUUGAGUGUUAAUCUUGACCUUGGUCUACAGAUCAUUGUGGUUAGUAAAAUAAGUGAUGAUGAAUAUCAUUCCUGAGUCACAGAAUAGUCAAAUUAUUUUGUAAUAACCGUGGUUUUUUUAAAAAAAAUGGACUACAAAAAUAUCAGUUGCAAAGCUGUAAUAAUCUCAUAUUACUUGCCAAGUGCCUUUUGCCUUCUACCUGUAACAUACUCACCAGGGCUUACCUUCAAUACGGUUUGAGGAGCUAUAGAAGCCAUGAAGGCUUUAACUGAAAUAAACUAGGCAAAGUUAACUUAUAACAUGCUUAGUAAUGUUACUGUUAAGCAAUGCUUGAUGAUGCAGUAUAUCUUCUUGGAAGAAAUGCCCCCCCAUCUACCACUAACACAAUACUGAACUGUUAUAGUUGUAGGCACUGAAGAAUGCAAAGAUGAAGUUACUAUGUUAUAGCAUAGAAGCAUAAAUGCUACAGCAGCCUGUGUCAAAACAUAAACCCUCCAUGUAGCAUUAGUACUUAUUUUAUUAAGCCGAUAUUAGUAUGGAUAUACUUGGACUCAUAACAGCUCAUAGCAGUAUUUGCCAUAAACUGGUGGGACUGGGGAAAGAAAGCAUACUUUGUAACAUAACAUAACUAGCACCUUAAGUAAUUAUUACUUCAAACAUAGAUUAAAUGCACUUCUCAAAAUCUGAAUUUUAACUGAACCAUGUUAACUUGGGAAGGAGUUCCUAGCUCCUAAAUUGGCAACAUGCAUAUAUAGUUUUAACAAAUUACUACAAUUUAGCAUCUUUGCUUUAUUUAUUUUAUUUGAAGAGGCCUCUGUAGAGAAUGUAAGUAACAGGCAGGUCCUAGAAGACUAGUGUGCCAUCUUUGUAAACUCAGACUCUUGGCAUGUCGUACACGCAUUAUGUGCUGCACUGAGAGCAGCAAUUUCAUUCACUUUUAUGUCCUUUAAAAAUAAAGUGCAUUCUUUAUUA